Messenger RNA from Thalassophryne amazonica, 2803 nucleotides. Its product is annotated as secretin receptor. Gene Ontology annotation, molecular function: peptide hormone binding; secretin receptor activity; G protein-coupled peptide receptor activity. Gene Ontology annotation, cellular component: plasma membrane. NCBI's taxonomy places the organism in Eukaryota, Metazoa, Chordata, Actinopteri, Batrachoidiformes, Batrachoididae. The coding region runs from base 159 to 1472 and encodes 437 amino acids. The record is from RefSeq and is a predicted model, not a curated record. Gene Ontology annotation, biological process: cell surface receptor signaling pathway; adenylate cyclase-modulating G protein-coupled receptor signaling pathway. The transcript has 13 exons.
CCCUGAACCGCUCAGUGACAGAAAAACCCAUGGACAGGUGCCUGAUGGGAUGUUUGUGGAUCAAUGGGAGGAGGUGCUCACAUCCUGGAAGCAUUUUUACUUUCUCCUGAGGAAGACAAAAACAAGAUUGUGUUAUCUGUGCCAUCAAUGCCACCUCAAUGUGGGUACCUGAGGAACUGGUUCCUUUUGCACUUCUGCUGUGCUGUGUGGAAGCAAGUGUUCCUGAAUGUGACCCAGAUUAUAUUUUCCUCCAAGAUGAAAUUAAUUGUCAGGACCUGCUGAAGACCAACAAGACCUCAAACCAAGCCUGUGGGGGUUGGUGGGACCUUCUAAACUGCUGGCCCCAUGCUGCCGUUGGAGAAGUUGUAUCUCAGCCCUGUCCCAGAUUCCUGCACACCACAGGGAGAGUGUUCAGGAACUGUACAGAGCACGGUUGGACUGAUUCCUACCCUCCACAUGAGAUAGCGUGCAAUUAUGGCUUCAACGAAAGUCUUCCUUUGGAGAUACUCAGGUCUCAGAUGUACUUCAUUUACGUGAAGAUGAUGUACUCAGUGGGCUAUGCCAUUUCACUGACCUCCCUCACUAUCGCUGUUGGAAUUCUCUGUCUGUUCAGGAGACUUCAUUGCAAACGCAAUUUGAUUCAUAUUCAGCUCUUCCUUUCCUUCAUCCUCCGAGCAGUGCUCAUCUUCAUCAGAGACUCCGUCCUUUUCUCAUCUGAGGAUCAUUUUCACUGUGACAUCUAUCCGGUGAGUUGUAAAGUUGUAACAGCACUAUCUAACUACUGCAUCAUGGCUAACUACAGCUGGCUGCUGGCUGAGGGACACUUCUUGUACUGCCUGGUCAGUGUGUCGCUGUUGUCCCGGAGAAGAAACGUGGUAUGGUGGUACAUCGUCCUCGGCUGGGGUUCUCCGAUGAUUAUUAUAAUUGGCUGGAGUUGGGCCAGAUACGUUUAUGAAGAUGAAGGAUGUUGGGAGACGAGGACGAACGAGUGGAUCUGGUGGAUUCUGAGAGUUCCUGUUCUGAUCUUCAUUUUGGUGAACUUGUUAUUUUUCUUGUGCAUUUUAAGAAUACUGCUGGCAAAGCUUCGGGCACAAGACGUGCCUGGCAGUGAGUUUAACCACUACAGGAAGCUCGUGAAGUCAACAUUUCUCCUGGUGUCCCUCUUUGGUUUACACUACAUCCUCUUUGCUUUCCUUCCACACAAAGUCAAUGUCAAAUCCUACAAAAUCUGGAACUUUGUUGAGCUGGCUUUAGCCUCCACUCAGGGUUUUGUUGUUGCAGUUUUGUACUGUUUUCGUAAUGGAGAGGUGCGGAAUGAAAUCCAGAGGAGGUGGCAGAGAUGGACGCUGAACCAACAUCUGCAGGUGGAGCCCAGGAGACAGUGUUGCUCCUUGAGCCAGAGUGGAGGAGGUCAAACCAAUGACACUGUGCUAGUCCUGACACCUGUACCACCAGAGUCUGGUCUGGUUUAACAGCAAGUGCUAUCAUCAUCUGAAGUCAAUUUAUAGACGAAUGGUUCUGGUCCAAAAGUGGCAACUGCACAAUAUGAUCACUGCAAUUCUUUUUCUUUUCUAAUAUGAAAAUAGGACAACCUCUGAACUGAUGGAGACACAUUCAGAGCCUGUGAGGCAUACAUACAGUACAAAGGAAACUACACAAGAGAAAUGAAGCAUUUUUAUUUUGGGUAGGAGAAAAAAAGCCUUGAUACGAGCGAAGCAACGUGCAAGCACCACAAACUCGCUCGUGGCACAGGGAGUCCCAAACAGGAAGUGCCAAAUUUUGAGUGCACAGUGAAACAGGAAAUGUCAAGUGUUGAACAAUUCCUGGAGCUACAGCAGAGGAUAUUAACGUGUUUUUCAUUAUGUUGUUUAUCCUCUGUAAGGUUUUUGUGUAACUUUUUAUUUGUCUCAAUUUUAAAAAAGAAAAUAAAAAUUUAAAAAAAGGUAGUAGAUCUCGCAUGAAUAGAGGAUAUCUCAUGGGAAUUCAAUGGAAAGUCAACACUGAAACAGGAAAUGCUAAAUGUUCAGUCGACAUUGAAUCUGGGAACACUAAAGUCAGAGGCAGCACGCACCUUGACAACACAUGAGGUCAGUCAGUGACUAUUUAGUGUGUAAAUUGCAUGAAGGUUUUUAGCCAUGCUAAUGCUCCCCAAAAGCAUUUACUGAAAAAAAAGAAAAGGCUGAAGGACCUAAAUGAUAUGGUGAGAUGCUGAGGAACUUCCAGGCAUGUGAUAGGCAAAUAAAGAAAAAUGUUUAAAAUGGCAGGGUGUCAAGAGGGCUGUAAUUUGGGGGUCUGCAGAAGGGUUUUCGCCAAUCCAGAGUUCAAAUUCAAUUACUGGUCAGAACAAAGUGAAAAUGUAGUAGCACUUUCAUUCAGCAGAGGGGCCGAUGUGUUGGAGACCUGUUCUGAGACAACUUUUUCAACAGCCACAUGAAAAAAAUAAUGGCAGACUGAACUGAUGAUUAUUUAUUUAAAGGAGCAACAGCCAAAGAGUUCAAAAAUUAAGGAUGGAGCAAGUCUGUACUUGCAUGUUUAAAGGUUCACAAUUAAACACCUGUAGCGCUGAAGCAAGAAGUACAAGCACCUUGAAGCUACUUCGCAACAUUCUGCUCUGAUCAGUGUGGCUCAAUGUCAUGGUUUCCACUUUUCACUCAAGGACAGCAAAUAUUAAUCCAAGAUGUUAAAAAGAGUUCCAUGCAUGACGUACCAUGGCAAAUGUGAUUUAUCACCACACGUAUUCAAUUACCAAAUACAUAGUUUGGUUCUCCUGGGACAAAAGAAAAACUAAAAAAAAAAAAGGCAG